Symbiodinium natans is the source of this 456-nucleotide messenger RNA. Lineage: Eukaryota; Dinophyceae; Suessiales; Symbiodiniaceae. The record is from the annotation of a GenBank genome assembly.
AUGUUCUGGGAUGGCUUUGGCAUAUUCUGCGAAGUGUUUUUGGAUGUUUUUGGAUCUACAAAACUUAGGGCAUCUGCGCCAGCCGUCCCUGUCGUGAUGUUGGAGGUGGCUUUUGGGCAUGUUCAGAAGGAAGAUCUCUUGAAGCUCGAGAUGUGCUUGGAAAUCUCUAAGUUGAACGCAGGCCUCUGGAGGCUUGUUGGUGCCUUGUCCGGAUAUGCCUCGAAGUUAGGUCGGAGCAUGCCGUGUAUCGGUUGGAGAUGCAACCUAAUUGCCAUGCAACUGGGGCUGGUCUUCCUAACCUGCCAUUGCAGCUUGGAGAGAGGCUUCCUUCGGAGCCUGUUGGAGAGGUUGAGAACGCUUCCUUCCCCGGCCUGCGUGUUGUGCCUGUUGCUGCCCUUGCUGUCGAAGACGUGCACCUCAACGGGCACCAGGCCGAAAAAACAGGGCAGGGGCUAA